This is a messenger RNA of Arachis stenosperma, 847 nucleotides long. Its product is annotated as universal stress protein PHOS32-like. NCBI's taxonomy places the organism in Eukaryota, Viridiplantae, Streptophyta, Magnoliopsida, Fabales, Fabaceae. The record is from RefSeq and is a predicted model, not a curated record. The coding region runs from base 120 to 614 and encodes 164 amino acids. The transcript is spliced from 4 exons.
GACACGUAUGCAUGUUAAAGUUAAAAUAUCUAAAACAACAAAGAUUACGCACUUAGCAUAGUUGAAUUUGAGGAACAAGAAGAGCAGACACAAAUUGAGAUUGAAGCAGAAAGAUAGAUAUGUCGAGUGGUAGAUCAAUUGGGGUGGCCUUGGACUUCUCUCAUGGAAGCAAACUUGCUCUGAAAUGGGCUAUUGAGAAUCUCAUCCGAAACGAAGACACCCUUUAUGUGAUCCACAUCAAGCCCCCUCAAUCUAGUGAAUCUAGGAAUCUUCUGUGGUCUACAACUGGUUCUCCUCUGAUCCCUUUGGUGGAGUUUCGUGAGCAGGAGGUCAUGAACAACUAUGAGGUCCAAACUGAUCCUGAGGUCUUGGACAUGCUUGACACUGCUACUAGGCAGAAACAGGUGAAGGUGGUAGCAAAGAUAUACUGGGGUGAUCCAAGAGAUAAAGUUUGUGAAGCUGUUGAGGACUUGAAGCUUGACUCUUUGGUAAUGGGUAGCAGAGGCUUGGGUGCCAUUCAAAGGGUAUUACUGGGGAGUGUUACAAAUUAUGUAACUACAAAUGCAACUUGUCCUGUAACAAUUGUCAAAGACUCUGCCCCUUCUACUGCUUGAUCAUGCUGUUGUCCUCUGCUGAUAGUGUUUUUAGUUUCUAUAAAUAAAUAAGCUUUGUGCUGAACUGGACAUACAUGAUUCAGUGUCUUCUUGGAACCAGAAUUUUGUUGCUAGAAUGAUGUGCAAUGUCUUUAGUUUAUUAUUAUAAAGUGACUACUAUUCACAUGAAUUUGUUUAGGAUCUAAAGUUCUCAAUUAUCUCCUUAUUAAAGUUAUUAUAACUUUUUGGUUUUA